Molecule: messenger RNA, 402 nt
Organism: Prunus armeniaca (apricot)
Lineage: Eukaryota; Viridiplantae; Streptophyta; Magnoliopsida; Rosales; Rosaceae
Source: the annotation of a GenBank genome assembly
AUGUCUUUUUCCUCUUCUUCGGAAAAGGUAAUGGGUUCCCAAUUGAUUCGUCGAAUCUUGUCAUUGUGCCCACCGGAUACGCUGAGGACUCGUGGGUGCCGAACGGCACUUACUGGUGUCGGCAAUGGGUGCAACUCCACUGAUCAUGUUGAUCUGCCAAUUUAUUGGCUGCUCCGGGUUUGGUCGUGUGCUCAGAUACUAAUCAAGUUUGCCUUCGUUGAUGAGGCGUUCAAUGACUUUGCGGAGGGCGAUGCACGAUUCUGUAUCGUGGCCGUUAUAUUGGUGGUAUCUACAGAACAUUCUGAUGUCUUUGUCUCUUUCGGGAGGGAGCUUCCGGCCUUUCGACUUUGGAAUCAUUUGAUUUUCAUUCAUGAGAACGUACUCGUAAGUGGUGUUGAGUAG